GAAUCCACAAAACGUCUCCACCCAUUAAAGGACAGAGACGGGACCUCCUGGCUUUACGUCAGAGUCUGAGCCGCCCUAACAACAGAAAGCGAUCAAGACCCCGGACGUGGAUCGCAGUGCGUCGCUCCUCAAGUACUCAAAACCGUGUAGUGACCAAUAUUGAGAUAGAGGAGACUCGCUCCUAAUGCGAAAGGAUGAUGGCCUCUACCGUGAGAGAAUUCCUUUUGAUUGCUCUCAUGACGAGCAUCGCGCGAGCUUCUAAGGAAGGUUCUCUGAGACUUUCUAUCGGAGCAAGGAUCACGACACAUGAAGGCCAGGGGAACGUCGAGAUUUUUCACAAGAAUCGGUGGGGUUCCGUUUGCGAUGACGAGUGGGACGAAGCCGAAGGCACAGUGGUCUGCCGAGCCUUAGGUUUCCGAGCCGUAGACGUAGUGACACACGACGGGGAAUUCGGUGCUGGGCGACCGAUAUUGAUGGACAAUCUCAUGUGUACCGGGAAUGAGAAGAAACUCACGGACUGUAAUUUCGAUGGAUGGCAGGUGCACGACUGUGCCCCCACAGAGCUCGCGGGAGUGCGCUGUCUGAAGCACGAAGAGCCAGGCAAACCGCUGCCAGUUGUGGAGAAGAACGACGUUGUCAUCGUGGAUGCGCCACCGGCCCCCCAGAAUUUCUUCGAAUCCCUACGGAGAAUCCACCCGAAGGAUCUGAAAAUUAGACUUCGUUCCGGGAGAACGGCAAUGGAGGGUCGGGUUGAAGUUUAUGACGAUCGAAAGAACCAAUGGGGCGUUGUGUGCGCGGAUGGUUUCGGACUCCUGGAGACUAUGGCCGUAUGCAGACAGGCAGGCUUCGCUUACGGCUCCCAAAGUGUUCGCGGAUCUGCGUUCGAACGAAUCAAUGCAACCUUGUUGCCGACAAUAAUCGUCGGACUAAAAUGCACCGGAGAUGAGACUAACAUCGCCGAUUGCAAAUACAGUACUCAGCUGGUGACGUGUCCGGACGAUGAGCACGCCGCAGUUAUUUGCGCUGAAGAACUACCAGAUCUCGUUAUCGACAAAGAUGAGUUGGAACGAAACACGUAUCUCGAGGAUCGACAGUUGUCCUUCCUGACUUGCGCUAAGGAAGAGAACUGCCUCUCCGCAUCAGCUUACACGGUUCCCGCCGAGAAUUUCUUCGAGCACACUCGCAGGUUGCUGAGGUUUACAACGAGAGUGGCGAAUAUCGGCAGCAUCCCGUUUCGACCUUUCCUGCCGAAAGAUCAAUGGAUUUGGCAUAGUUGCCAUCAGCACUACCACUCGAUGGAGGUCUUCGCUCAUUACGAUGUGCUUGAUUCGAAGGGUGCCAAGGUCGCUGAAGGCCACAAAGCUUCUUUCUGUCUCGAAGAUAAUCAUUGUGACGAGACAGCGACUAAGGUGUAUGCCUGCGCAAAUCAUGGCGAUCAAGGCAUCUCCGUGGGCUGCGUGGAUACUUAUCUCCACAACAUUGACUGCCAGUGGGUCGAUGUGACGGACAUGCCCAUCGGGAAUUAUACUUUCAGGGUCCUCAUCAAUCCGGAUUAUAAACUCGCUGAGAGCACUUUCGAUAAUAAUGGAUGUACCUGCGAGUUGAUAUACACUCAAACCUAUGCUGCUGUUCGGAACUGCAUCUACGAGAGACCUUGAUACCGAUCGUUGUUGAUAUCCCAAUCCCUCAAUGUAAAUUAAAUGCGAUGAUCGCAAGACGGUCCCCCGUAA
Galendromus occidentalis (western predatory mite) is the source of this 1730-nucleotide messenger RNA. RefSeq names its product Lysyl oxidase-like 2 (gene Loxl2). NCBI's taxonomy places the organism in Eukaryota, Metazoa, Arthropoda, Arachnida, Mesostigmata, Phytoseiidae. Gene Ontology annotation, cellular component: membrane. The transcript has 10 exons. The coding region runs from base 195 to 1658 and encodes 487 amino acids. Gene Ontology annotation, molecular function: copper ion binding; protein-lysine 6-oxidase activity. The record is from RefSeq and is a predicted model, not a curated record. Gene Ontology annotation, biological process: peptidyl-lysine oxidation.